Molecule: messenger RNA, 1914 nt
Organism: Procambarus clarkii (red swamp crayfish)
Lineage: Eukaryota; Metazoa; Arthropoda; Malacostraca; Decapoda; Cambaridae
Source: RefSeq, a predicted model, not a curated record
AUGGCGGAGAGGAGCUCGGCGAUGGUGAUGGUGGCGGUGGCCGCGCUGAAGCUGUUAUCCGCCCUGCAAGAGGUGACAGCGGGCGAGCCCUCUGUCAGAUACGUCCAGAGCGCAUCCCUCGGCAACUUCCUGGUGGCCGCCAACACCAGUCUCAGCGACCAAGAUAUAUACGCCACCCUGAGUGUGGCCAGUUCCUGUGAGUGUCGGUGGGGGUGUUGGUCGGACACGCGGUGCCUGGCGGUGGCGGUGGUGGUGGUGUCGACGGGAGGAGUACAGUGUCGCCUGGCCAGCAAGGGUCCCGUCCAGUCUACACUCAUCACCAACACCCAGGCUACCUACCUCUUCUGGCAUGAUUCCGUCACAGGGACUUACACGUUCAGAGAGGACAAUCUCCUCUACCUCAUCCCCACCUCGGCUCUCGACUUUCCCUCGGCCAAGACACUGUGUGCGAAGAUCCCCGGCCAUCGUCUCCUUAUGCCCAAAACUGUUCUCCGAUACCAAACUGCCUUGAAUAUGGCAACUGAAACAGGCCAACAGCUGUGGGUGGAUCUUACAAGGAUGAUUGAUAAUGGUCCCAAGAUAUGGGGAGAUCAGACGCCCUAUCUCAACACCUCUACAGCAUCCGUAGCCACGUGUUAUGACGACACUCCUAGUCCGGCUGCCUUCAGGAUAAUCGGAGGUGCGCUUAACGAUAAGGAGAUGACGGCAAGUUUCUACGGUGUGUGUGAGGCCAACCCACUCGGUGUGGUGUGGUAGUGAGAGUCUGUGGAGUGGCAGUAAGUUUGCUGUCUAAGUUUGUAGUAAUAAAUUGGGCAUCUAUCUGAAGCUUCAUUUGAGAGGGCGUCUAUUUGACAGUGUUAGUGAGAGUUCGUUUAUUUGAAGUACAAGUGUUAAGGGAGUUUCAUCUUAAGGCGUCGAGGAACAGGUGAUUGAAACAUAAUUUUUCCUCACGACUCACAAAUGAUUACAUAUGAAUCUUUCUCGAGCAAUAUUUUUAUCAUUUCUUGUGUUCGAAUUGCACCAAUAAAUGCUUCACUUAUGAUAUACAAAACACAAGUAAUUACCAGCGGAACUAAAACACUUACUGAAACCUAAUCUAGAUCUAUUUGCCAAAUUACAAUAUGUAUAUAAAAGUAUUAAUUUGAGCAUAAAUUAAAGCAAAAGCAUUUGAGCAAAUGCGUUAAUUUUGAUGCGCAUUUCUUUUAAGUAGAUAAACACGUCUUUGGCGUCGAUUGCAGCUUUAGAUAGUAUAGCUUGAGGAUGGGUUAGGGACGACUGCAUAUUGGAUAGUAUAUCUUAAGGAUGGGUUAGGGACGACUGCAGCUUAGACGAGCAUAAUCCGAGGAUAGGUUGAAUGUAAUCUGUCUGAAUUUCAUCAUGAAAUGUAUGCUAUUAUCACUUGAAACUUUGCUGUUUUAGUACUUUCAGACAAAGAUAACAGUGUCACAAUAACAAUUCAGUAUCUAAUGCAGGCGUGUUCUUAAAUGUAGAAGUUUAUGACAGUAUGUGUUUGAGGCUUGUGAUAUGAAGGCUUGGUCGCUCCAAUGUGGAAGAUCUGCCAAACUCGUGUGGAAGAUUUACCUAUCUGCUCCCAUCUACAAAAAUAUACUAAUCUUCUUUCAUCUUAGUGUUUCUCUACAGAGAUGCAAGCACAAUUGUCUCAUGAAAUGACAAAAGUUUCUGAAAUGGAAUUGUCUUCAGAUGUUAAGGUUAAUGUUGACUUUAAAUGGUCUAACAAAGCCCUUUAUAUUGGUUAUACAAAAAAGUUUGCUUAGACAUAUUAAGUUAAUGGUUACAAAGGGUUUUGAUAGACAUAUUAAGAUGUUUCAACAGUGAUUCUCCUCCUUUAAUAGCAUUAUUUUAACAGAUAAACAUUAGGUAGAUACCCAUAUAACAUUGCUGCUCUGAACAUAA